Messenger RNA from Calliphora vicina (urban bluebottle blowfly), 1633 nucleotides. RefSeq names its product leucine-rich repeat protein SHOC-2. The transcript is spliced from 5 exons. The record is from RefSeq and is a predicted model, not a curated record. Bases 403 to 1500 code for a protein of 365 amino acids. Gene Ontology annotation, molecular function: protein binding. Lineage: Eukaryota; Metazoa; Arthropoda; Insecta; Diptera; Calliphoridae.
UUCUUAUAUUUCGUUGUUUUUUUUUUUUUUGAUUUUCUAUUUGUCUUGGCAGAUUUCAGAAUUUUUUCUUCAUAAAUGCAACAUACGCGUUUUGAUCAUGACCGACUAAAGAACAAAAUUGUGAGCAAAAAAGAGAAAAAAAAGUCAAACAAAUUUUGAACUAAUUAUUUUAGUUUUUUUGUAUAAAAUAAAAAAGAAAAUUGAAACUGAAUAAGGAAAAUCGCCAGAAAUUGUGUUAAAAAUACUACACUGUGAUAUAAUUUUUGAAAAAAAUUCAAAUGUUUUUUUCCCUUAUUUUAAGAAAAUUGUGCAAUUUAAAUUUAAAAAUACUUAACUAAAGAAAUAUUACAGCAUUUGGUGUUUGUUCAAAGAAAACGUUUUGAUCUCAGUUGAACAUUUAACAUGAAUAGAAAAUGUUUGCACUGGAGCUAUUUAAAUUUCAAGGACAUUCCUAUGGACUUGUACUUGUACGAAGAUCUCGAAGAGGUUUAUCUUAAGGAAAACUAUAUUGCUGCCAUACCCAAGUGGUUUUUGAAUUUGACAACUUUGAAGUUUAUCCACUUGGCUGGAAAUAACAUCACAGCACUGCCCGAUGAAAUGUAUUUGUUGGAAAAUCUGGAGUUUCUCGAUGUUUCGAAUAAUCAAAUCACCGAAUUGCCAGAAGCAAUGGGUUAUAUGACGAAAUUGCUGCACUUGAAUGUUAGCUCCAAUGAUUUGACCGAAUUGCCAAGCACUAUUACCUACAUGAAAAAUCUGGAAUCACUAAAUGUCUCCAAAAACCGCCUAAAACGUUUACCCUUACAAAUUUGGGAAUGUGGCCGACUGAAUGAAUUGAAUAUCAGUGAUAACAUAGAAAUAUGGCAUAUACCGGAAAGAAUUUCAUACAUGCAAUCACUGCAAAUGUUAUCAGCCGAUCGUUGUUCCUUAAUUUAUUUACCCGUGGCUUUGGCAAAAUUCAUAGACUAUUUGAGAAUCUUUAAUAAUGCUGCCAUCACUCACAUACCCAUGAUAUAUGAGAAAUUCUAUCAGAGUUAUUAUGAGACACCCACAAAAUCGGCACACAUACCUAUAACACGCGAUGAUUUCUUUUGGGUUAUAGAAAAGGAAACCUUUACCAAACUCCUACUGCCCAUUGGCACUAAGAAAGUCUUUCGAGUGCCCUCAAAAGAGAAUCAAGUUACACUUUAUGAUGACUGCCUAAAAGCUUUGGAAUAUUUAAAUAAACUUACGCAAUUUUAUGAAAAUCCAGUAUUGAAGUAUAUACUGCCCGAAAGGUAUAUGGUGGAUCAUAUUCGCAAUGGACCCAUAGGCAGGUGUACGGUAUUUAAAUGUUCGAAUCCACUAUUUACAACAUACUAUUUUAUGGUGGUAAAAAGACGUGCCAGCAAAUCCAAACAGCUGUUUACUUGCUAUUUUUGUACAAAUUAUUGUGCUAAUAUGUGGUUAAUGGAUAAUCAUAAAAAAUACUAUUGUGUGGACUGGGAGGUGUGUGAUGAUUAAGUUACUAAACUUAACCCUAUAUCUACUAAUGCUUCAACUACAUUUAGCUUAAAUUUUUAGUGUCUAGUUAGUUAGAAACCAACAUUAUAGUACAAUUAUAUUUAAAUUGAAAAUAAACAGUCUUUUAUUAAAA